AAGUUGUCACAAAAAAAAAACAUUCAUAAAUUUCGUCUUAACUUGACAGCAUUGCAUCAGUUUGCUAGAUAAAUUGAAUAUUUCGUGUUGUUUUCAUCUAAAAUUGAACGUAUGCGUCACCAGCGUUCUGGCGAAAUUGUGAAAUUAGUCAAAGCAAUUUGGUUCAACGGUUUCAUGAGUUAAGCCGCUGUAGACAUUGUGUGGUCUAUAAGUGCGUGUGUAAGGGAGUUCACAUACCGUCAUAGUUCAAAUGCCGUCUGUGCUUUGUAUGUAAAUGAAUUUACCAGAGCCGACUCAUUUCGCAUUCAGAAGAAGUGCUCUUUACGUCUUGAACAACAACAACAACAGAUAGCAACAGUAACUGCGCAGCCGCAUCCCCUCCAAAAUAAUGCUUAUCUUAGAGUAAAAGGCUGGUGUUAUUCGAACAAAAACUUUUCAGAGUGAAUAUUAUUCAUUGUAGUGAGAUAGAAAACAGUCCAAAGCUGUCAAUAGCUGACAAAAGUGCAGAAAUAAAAAUACUUAGUUUGACUUUGUAAUUUCGUUCAUUUGACAAAUUCACUUUCAUUUCGUUUACAAAUACUAUUUACAACUAUUCGAAACAAAUCAACGAUAAAAAAAAGAACUGAUUUAUAUUCUACACGUAUUACAGUUAUUAGACUUUUGAAAAAGUCAACAAGUGUUGAAACAAGUGAAUCGAAGAAAAAAAAACCUAGAAAACCAACAAAACAAGAUAAGAUAAAAAUGCCACCACCACAGUGGUCCAAUACUGGCGCAACGUCAGCCAGAUACAUAACAGAUGAUCAAUUGGCGCCGUUCGUCAAAGAUUUUUUGCCUACCUCACAAGUGGAGCUGACACUGAGCUGCCGAAAUUUGAUUAACGCUGACAUCAUUAGCAAAUCGGAUCCAUUCUGUAUAAUUUGGAUGAAAGAACCAUGGCAGGAUCAGUAUUAUGAAGUUACACGCACCGAGACUAUUGACGACAAUCUCAAUCCACAAUGGGUAAAAAAAGUGAUUUUGAACUACAACUUUGAGACGAUCCAAAAAAUUCAGUUUGAAGUUCGUGACGAGGAUUUGAAGGGAUCUGAUUUCUUGGGACGAUUCGAAACAACUUUGAGCGAUUUGGUAUCGCACAACAGCCGUCAAUUCGUUGGAAAACUCAGUGGCAUACCGAAUCGAAAUUGUGGCGAAAUCGUUGUGGUUACCGAAGAAGUAACAGCAUGUAAACAAAUCAUUGAAGUUCAAUUCAGUGCACAAGAUAUAGCCAGAACUGGGUGGUUGUGUUUGGGAUUGUGCAGUAAUGACCCUUUUUUGGUCAUAUCACGUUCGAAUGAAGAUGGAUCAUAUUCAGUAGUUGCUAAAACCGCGCCAGUUCUAUCAACACAACAUCCAACCUGGAGACCAAUCACAAUUAAAGCAACGACACUAUGCAAUGGUGAUCCAGACCGAACCAUCAAGCUCGAUGUUUACGACCAUAGAAACAAUGGAAGUCAUAAAUUGAUUGGAACGUGCCAUUCAUCGCUUAGCCGCUUGAAUUCACCACACGAACCGCCCAUGAACUUGGUGGACGACGAAAAACGCAAGAAUAAUCCCAACAAUUGUACCGUUGGCGUAUUGAGAGUUGACAAAAUCAACAUAACCGAAGAUGUGACAUUUUUGGAAUACAUCAGAAACGGGACACAAAUGCACUUUGCCGUGGCUAUUGAUUUUACAGCGUCCAAUGGAGUCUAUACCGACCCAAGAUCACUUCAUUAUUUGAGCGGAAACCGCUUGAAUCCAUACGAAGUCGCACUCAGAAGCGUCGGCGAGAUUAUUCAAAACUACGAUGAAUCACAACUAUUCCCGGCAUUUGGCUUUGGCGCGAAAUUGCCUCCAACUGGCCAGGUGUUCCAUCAAUUUCCAUUGAAUGACAACCCAUCACAUCCGUAUUGUUCCGGCGUUGAAGAGAUUCUCAAUCAUUACCGUAUUCGAGUGAAAAGUGUAACACUUUAUGGGCCAACAAAUUUUGCUCCGGUGAUAAACAACACAAUUUCCAUUGCUAGUCAAUUCCAAGAUGGUCGACAUUACUUUGUCUUACUCAUCAUAACCGACGGCAUCAUUUCUGAUAUGCAUUUGACAAAGCGUGCAGUCAUUGAGGCAUCUUCACUUCCAAUUUCGAUCAUCAUAGUGGGUGUCGGUGAUGCCGAUUUCGAUGCAAUGGACGAAUUAGACUCAGACGACGUUCGCUUAACUGUGGAUGGUCGCUAUGCCGAAAGGGAUAUCGUACAAUUUGUACCGCUAAAUAAAUUCAUGUCCAAAACUGGAUCAUUCAUCAAGUCACAAACCGACCUUGCAAAGGAAGUUUUAGCUGAAAUUCCUGAACAAUUGACGUCUUUCAUGAAAUCACGAGGAAUUCGACCACAAAUUCAAUCACAGAGUGUGCCACAAAAUACAUCAUCCGUUUAUCCAACUGCACCCAUUUCAUAAUAUACUUAAGAGCAUUCACCUUUUAAUGAUUACCUCAUUUUGUUCCGAAAAAAAUGGACGAAGAAUAAUUGUAUUCAGAAAGAAAAAUCAUCAACAUUUUUACACUCAAUACUGCCUAUUCAGUGUUUUGAAUCACUUUUUUUGCUUUUUAACGCAAUUGCACAUUUACAAUUGCAACAAUUUUAUUAAAGUUAGUAUGUUUAACACACAUACGUGAAAUGUCUAUCUAAAACAAUCUUCUGAAUAUUAAUAACAUUAAAGGAUAUCGCGGGUGGAUUAAAUAUUUAUUUAAUAUUGAGAUUCUCGAAGGCGAUAAAAGAAUAUAGUACAAAUAAGUUUUCUCUUGAAAUGAUAUUUGUACGCCUAAGUUUUACCACAAGUCAUAUGUGUAAUGUUUUCCAUCUCACGUCCACCAAACGGGCAACUAAAUACAGUAAAAAAUAAAGACAAAGAGCAAAAAUAAAA
Messenger RNA from Sitodiplosis mosellana (orange wheat blossom midge), 2928 nucleotides. Its product is annotated as copine-9-like. Lineage: Eukaryota; Metazoa; Arthropoda; Insecta; Diptera; Cecidomyiidae. The transcript is spliced from 2 exons. Gene Ontology annotation, cellular component: plasma membrane. The record is from RefSeq and is a predicted model, not a curated record. Gene Ontology annotation, molecular function: calcium-dependent phospholipid binding. Gene Ontology annotation, biological process: cellular response to calcium ion. The coding region runs from base 742 to 2463 and encodes 573 amino acids.